This is a messenger RNA of Lytechinus variegatus (green sea urchin), 2906 nucleotides long. Its product is annotated as RING finger protein 215-like. The coding region runs from base 45 to 1247 and encodes 400 amino acids. NCBI's taxonomy places the organism in Eukaryota, Metazoa, Echinodermata, Echinoidea, Temnopleuroida, Toxopneustidae. The transcript is spliced from 10 exons. Gene Ontology annotation, molecular function: ubiquitin protein ligase activity. The record is from RefSeq and is a predicted model, not a curated record. Gene Ontology annotation, biological process: ubiquitin-dependent protein catabolic process.
GUUACCAGUCUUUACAUUUGUUUUGAUUAUGGGCGAAGGCUGGUAUGCAUACCCAUCCAGGGGCUGAAACUGCAAAAACGAAGGCGAAACUGAAGAUGAAAGGACUUGGAAAUAAAGCAGGGAAGGUAAUGACACCCUACCCUAACUCUCCAUUGAAACUGCGGCACAUUGCAAAAGUUCUUAACAGCAGUAAGCUAGCCAGCUGGGCCUUCGUCUUGUCGCUUCUGCUGCAGCUUGUCUCGGGCGAAACGGAGGCGAUCGUCCGGGUGCAGCCGGGCGGAAUUGAGGUGCAUGGGGAGUAUUCUCGCAGUGGACCUAGCGGAUUGAAUGCAUCAGGGUUGAUACAGACAAUAACAGCUACAUGCAGUGAAGACAAUGAUAGUGAACCCAAUGAGUUUGAUAAGAGAAAGGUGAAUAAGGAUGAGAAGAUAUCUGAAGAUGAGGAAUGGAUUGGUAUCUUUUACCUUCCUCCGCUGGAAGAAUCUGCUGGAGCACAGAGUGGAACAGGGUGCUCUUUACUGGAACAAGUGAAGCAAGCAAUGCUUUUUGGUGCUUCAGCCCUUCUAGUCUUGGCUCUUAACCCUGGACUAUUUAAAGAGAUUGAGCUCCACUUUACUUCAGACAGACCGAUCAUCAUAAUCACUGAUCCUAAAGAUAUCAAGAAAUUUAGAUCUACUGUGGAUUUGAGGAAAAAUAAACAUAGUGCAAAUAUAACUGCUAAACCAGACCCUACAGCCAAGAUGAAAUCAAUGUUGGCCCCCAAGUUGACCCUAUGGUCUACAUGUGGACGGUCUAGCGGGGGUAGUAAGUUCCGAGAGUGGGAAGGAACGGUUUGCUUGUCACACCACAAGUCAUCAUCAGAGCACGAGUAUAAUUGGAUUUGGCGUACUUUGGUGUCUCUGAUAAUCACUUUCUACAUAGUAAGCAUGAUAAGAGGGAUGGCUCGACACCCACAACAAAACAACAUUGAAGACCUGGAGGAAACUCUGCAGAGGUUAGCCAAGCAAUCCUUAUCUAAGAUGUCAGUUUGGAAGUAUAAAAGAAAGAGGUAUCAACUCUCAGCGGAUUCCAGUGAAAGUUGUGCAGUAUGCCUUGAAGAGUUCUUCAAAGGACAAACUAUUCGAAUGCUGCCUUGCCAUCACACGUUUCAUAAUAGAUGUGUUGAUAGUUGGCUUAUACGCAAGCGAACCUGUCCACUCUGCAAGAUGGACAUUAUAGAUGAAAGAUUUGGUCUUGGCAAAAGAUAGUAAUACUGUACAGAACCAGAGCAGAAAGUAAACAUAUUUAUUCAUAUAUAUCUAAUAUAUAACCUAGCUUGAUAGUUCAAUGUACAUGUUAUGGUGACCUCAUUGUGGUGCGAAGAUCGUGUAUGUUCCUACAGUGAUAGAAAUGUUUUGUCUGUGUGUGUUUAUUUAUUGCUCUAAGCAUUUAAUCGAAAGUCAGUUGAGUGGGGAAUAUAUUACUGUCUUCAUAACAUUGUCAUGUUUUCCUGAUUACCCAUGUUUACUUCACUAUGUUUAACCUUGUGGGUUUAGAGCUAAAUAAAGAUUAGUCUUGUGUUAUUCCAGUUUAUUUAACCUGAAUAUAUGGGAUAGGACACAUUGUUCAUAUGAAUUGUUUUAUGUUGAUCAGAUUCUAUGUUUUCUUCACUUUUCAACAUCUGAAUUUGUAAUACUGUAUGUAUCUGAGUUUUAUAUGAAGGUGGUUGGAGGAAGAAAAUCAUUUUGUUAUGAUAUUUCAAUCGUUCUCAUAAAACGUGAAUGAAUGCAAUUUAAUCCGAUAUUAAACCUUUUCAUUUGUUUAUUUUACGAUAUCAUUAAUUCAAAGUAUGCAAUUAUGGGGGGGGGGGGUCAUUAUGUAAUGAAUUUAAUAUUUAGAAUAUAUGUAUGUGGAAUAUGGACAGACAUUACAUAUGAUAACUCCUGAUAAAAUGUGACCUUUCAUGUCUUGAACAAUUACAUGUAGUUAAUACAUGUAAUUGAGAUUCCAGUAAAAGUUUGCUACAAUUAAAGCAGAAAACGUACUACGCAAUUUUGCUCUCGUGAUCAAUUCACUGUUAACCAAUUUUAUAUAAGAAAAUGAUCAGCCCACUUCAUUGGUAAAUUGUCAUAUUGUCUACUUUCUAGUUAGUCUGGUUUCACAUGGUCUGAUCCCAGUUUGUCUCCAACCAUGUCGUCUAGUUGACUAUUUGGUUUCGAUUGCCAUUUAACCAAUUUACCAUUCAGUCUUAUUACCAGUUAAACAAUGCCCAUUAUUUCAUCUGAUAUACACUUGAUCUAUCACCACUUAGUGUAUAUGAUUACAUGAACAAUUAAUGAGCGAAGUUUCAAUUGACACUGUGAAUGAAACUAUACAAAGAAAUAUUAGAAAAAUUCUAGGCAUUUAAAGUAAAUGACCGAUAGACUAAGUGAGUUAUACUAUUAGACCAACUGAUUGUAGAUUUUAAGUAAAUGUAAACCGCUUCAAUAUGAUCAUAUUGACAGGAAAAGCAAUCAUAUUCAUAGCCCUACAUGCCAGAAUCCUUGAAUUAAAUCAAAAGGAGCUCAUAUAAAUUGGGUUACGAAAUUCAGUACGGCUGUAAAAUGCUUUUCUCAUUCGUAUAUUUUAUUUUUUGAUCUCUAAUAUGCUGCUCAAUUUUCAGGUAAUUCUAUUGGAUGCUACAAUGUCAUGAGUGUAAGUUGAAAAUGAAUAGAAUGAUUGAGCUCAGGUUGUGCAAAAGAUUCUCCUGGCAUUAAAUUGUAGGAUGGUAUGGUACAAAACCCCUAUUAGUUUCUUUGAAUGGUUUGAAUGACUUUUUAGAGAUUUUGAAAAAUCUAACUUUUUGGGCCCUACAUGCUGUCAGUGUAUGCAAUGUUUCAAAAGGAAAUCUUUCAAAUUUUAUUUGAUAUGCAUUGGUUACAUGCUUU